Adineta steineri is the source of this 555-nucleotide messenger RNA. The record is from the annotation of a GenBank genome assembly. NCBI's taxonomy places the organism in Eukaryota, Metazoa, Rotifera, Eurotatoria, Adinetida, Adinetidae.
AUGAAUCAGGUGUGCCAGUGUGGUGGUCUUUUUGUUGAUCGACAAGGUUUCAUCUACUACUCUGAUCCAAAUAAUUAUCGUGUUGUAAAAAUCACACCUUUUACAAUGAUGCUGACAGUUGUGGCUGGUACUGGAGGUAACGGAACGGCCGGAUCGAAUCUCGAUCAACUCAGCAAUCCAGGUGGUAUAUACGUUGACACAAAUAAUACUUUAUACGUGGCGGAUACCAGUAACAAUCGAGUGAUGAUGUAUUUAUCUGGUAGUUCACAAGGUACGGUUCUCUUCACAGUUCGAUCUUUAUAUGCAUCUUAUCGGCUAACAUUGGACAAAUCAGGAAAUAUCUAUGUCUUGGCAAGCAGUACCAUUUAUCGAUUCGUUCGUCCAGCUGGCUUUUUAAAAACCAUAGUCUCUAACGGUGCAUUUUCCAGUGGAAUGGGUGGAUAUUCAAAUAUACAACUAGAUACGGCCGGUAAUAUCUACACAUACAUCACUCAAUCGAUGUAUUAUACCGAUACCGGUAUUUGGAAAUACAGUCUCAUAUCCGCCGAAUGUUAA